UUUAGAACAAGAAAAUUCUAUUAUAAGAAAAUUCUGUAUUCUAACAAUAGAGAAGAGAAGAAAAUGAUACUGAAUUCUGCUUUUUCUGUGUUUGUUCAAUGGAAAAAUCCAAAGAAAAUGGUACAUUUUGCUACUUCUGCUACUAAUAAUUUAAACAACACAGAGAAGCUUAGAGAACAAUUAGACCAUCUUCACAAAGAAGCACAAAGCACAAGAAACAAAGCGAAUAAUGCAAGAUCGAGGCUACUUCGAUUGUCUGAAGCAGCAGAGAAAUUUCGGCGACAGGCAGCCAUUAAUGUUCGAACUGGAAAGGAAAAUGACGCCAGGGAGCUACUUUUUCAAAAGAAGAAGAUAAUGCAAGCCAUGGAGAAGUCAAAGAGUCGCAUUGAAUUGCUUGAUGAACUUGCAGCAAAGCUUAAUGAGGCGAUAUCUAUGAGGGAGAAGCAGUUGAUUGGAAAUGUCGCUUUAGACCUUGAGAUUACUACAGAUGAUGCUCCAAGUCCCGUUCGAAUCGUAUCUCCGAAGGAUGAAAAUCCAGAUAAUUCAGAUGAAAAUGAAGACUUUAACCAGGAAACUAUAAAAUUAGAUGAUAGCCAAGAAUCGCAAGCUCCCAAUGAUGGUAAUGCUAACCUUGUAACUGAUGAUGAAUUGAAAAAUCUUGAGGCAUCAACAAGUGGGAACAUGUCCAAGGAAGCCGACAGGAUCAAUAGUUUAAAGGGGGUAUCUUCAUAUGAGGAGUUUUUGGAACAUAUAGACCAACAACUUAGAGACAUUGAAGUAGAACUUGUCACCUUUUUGAGAUUUUCAUCCUUAAUACUUGAAAGCAAAGAGAAACUAGAAAACUCAAAGGUACAGCAAGCACUGGACGUUCUUGAGGGUGUUCAUCAGCUUAGAGGGAGAAUCGAAAGCAUAGUGCAGAAAAAAGCAGGUGUACAUUGAAGGAUAUUUGCACUGUAUGCAAUUCGUGGCAUUUUUUUGUGGUUCCUGUUUGUGGUGGGACUUUGCCUCUAAAGCGCUCUCUCAAAGAACCAAAUUGCUGUAAGAUAACAAGAUUGCUUUGUGAAUAACAGGAGAUUACAACAGCCUUCUUUCACUGAUGGAUAGUUUAUCAUGUUCAUUUGUAAUAUAUUUCUGCACUGUACCAACUCUGUCAAAUUUCUCUUUUCCAAUUGUACAUUCAAGCAAUUAUAUCUGAAGUAUCCUUUCACUA
This is a messenger RNA of Lycium ferocissimum, 1210 nucleotides long. RefSeq lists its product as uncharacterized. The record is from RefSeq and is a predicted model, not a curated record. The transcript has 4 exons. NCBI's taxonomy places the organism in Eukaryota, Viridiplantae, Streptophyta, Magnoliopsida, Solanales, Solanaceae. The coding region runs from base 64 to 939 and encodes 291 amino acids.